Molecule: messenger RNA, 1239 nt
Organism: Mesorhabditis belari
Lineage: Eukaryota; Metazoa; Nematoda; Chromadorea; Rhabditida; Rhabditidae
Source: the annotation of a GenBank genome assembly
AUGGUGAUGAUGGAUGAAAGCUUCGAUUCGACUACUUUCGAUACUUUGCCCAAUGAGCUCGUUGUAUCGGUCUUCUCCCAGCUAUCAUCAAGGGAUUUGUUGAGUGUGAUCCGAGCGAAUAGAAGAUUUCGACGAAUCGCCUCCGUUCACGCUAGAAAUCUCAAUUUAGUGCCUGUCCAUUGCCAUGCCAGCGUGCUUGAUGUGGAUGAGCCGCGCGGCUCCGAGCCUUUCAUCUCCUACAUUUUCACCGCUUUCGACAAAGCAACAAAUGAGUAUUCGCGGAGUGUUCGUGACUGUUUCAUUGGGAACGAUUUACACUACAAGGCAAUUCUCGUUCAAUCACAGAGAUUUGGGGGUCUUUCAUUCACGGCAAUGCGACGAAAUGGAAAAGAACUCGAGCUGGGAUCACAAGAGAAAUACGAUGAAGUGACAGCUUUGGGGAUCUUUUCCCGGAUGUGCGUGGUGGCAGUUCGCUUUGAUGUGCAGAAACAGGGGAAACGAAUGAUGCACCGAAUUCAGGAUGACAUCUUUGUGAAUGUGUUGAACUUUUGCGAGAAAUUCUGUGGACAAGUGCGGAUCAAAUCACUCCAUCUGACGUCGAGAAACCCGAGAUUUCACUGGGAAUGGUCACCGGCUAGUGUACAUAGAUUCAAAAACCUUAACUCAUUGGAAUCAUUGACAACGGAGGGAUUCGCCGGAUUGGGCAUGUUCAAUGAUGCGACACUGAUCCCAAUCGUGAACCUAUCCUAUCUGCACUUAAGAAUCACACACGGACAUCGUGAGGAGUUCGCGAAUCGAACCACGUGGUUGCCGAUUGAUGGCAGUCUGCUAUUGAGGCUAGCUUCUUUGGCGCCUCAUCAGCUUGAAGUUGAUUUAUACUCGAUCGGUUUCUGUGUGAUCACGGCCAUCUCCGCAAAGGAUAUGUGCACGUUUAUGCGGGCUUGGCGUUCGCUCGUUCAACCGUGGAAGAUCAGGAGCAUCAACUUCAACUCAACGACAACGAUUAGCGAGUUUCGCACAGUCGCUCAUCAAAUGGGACUUUUUUUGAAAGACGCUCUAAUUGAUGUACCGUAUUGCAAGUUUCGAACUCAUCAUCCAAGCGAUCCCAAUCAUGUGCUCGAUUUGAUCUGCUUUGCGUCAACGGGCACAAUGAAUCAGUGGUCUUUCAAGAGUGGCUACCCGGAAUUUCGUGGUUGUCGUCAGCGGAGUAUGCGACAGAAAAUCGCGCCUGUUCCCCAC